AUGCUCGGGCCUGAACACAAUACCAUCUUUGACCAGUUAUAUUUUGAAAUUUAUGGAGACCACCAAGAGAUAAUUUUAAAAUUCAACCCCAUUAAUGCAGCAAUGUCCAAAUAUGGCAUGGGUCCUCUUCCUGUGAUCGGUGGGUUUAAUGAUGCUGGAGAUUCUUGGCUUCCAUCAAGAUUCAACAGAUCAAUUUUGUACCUAAUUGAUGCCAUGAGAUUUGAUUUUACCAUUCCCAUUGAGGAUGAUGCUUUAAGAAAUGCAAACUUUCACAAUCGCCUACCGGCUCUCAACGACUCUGAUGGCAACUUUUCGUUUUACCAAUCGAUUUUUAUCUCCGAUCCGCCCACAACAUCGCAGCAAAGAGUUACUUCAAUAGCGUCUGGCUCAUUGCCAAAUUUUAUCGAGGCCGCCUUUAACUUUGCAAUGAUCGAAAGCGUUCAAGAUAACUUUUUGAAACAGGCAAAAGCCGUGCUCGGGCCAAAAGCAAUAUAUUUCUUUGGAGAUUCAAUCUGGACUAGCCUAUUCCCUUCCAUCCUAUCAAACGAUACCGAUAAAACAGGGGCCGAGAGGACUUUGCAUGAGUUUGAGCAAAAAAACGUCCAUGCCGACUAUUCAUUCCACAUCUACGAUUUAGACACCGUCGAUAGGAAUAUCAUUAAAAGGGUCGGUCCAUUUCUAAACAAUCACAUGGUCUCCGAUACGUCGCCAUUUAUGCUUAUAUGUCAUUUUCUUGGCGUCGAUCAUUGCGGCCACAAACAUGGGCCAAAUUCAAGGUUUAUGUCCGAUAAAUUGGAUGAGAUAAACUCCUUCAUUGAUUUUACCAAAUCGCGGCUUGAUCAGUCUACUCUUUUCUAUAUUUUUGGCGAUCACGGGAUGACCGAUAACGGAGAGCAUGGGGGUUCUUCUUUAAAGGAAAUAGCGGCCGGGUUGACAAUGUUCUCUCGAAGCCCGUUGAAUAUCCUCAAUUGCAUUGAAAAGGCUCUGUAUGGUGUUCCUGAGCACUGCCCAUUAUUUGGUGCGUUGCAACUUGAAUUUGAGUCUUUGAAGGGAUUUUUUAACAAAUUGAACACCAUCAAACACUCGACCUUUGUGGAGUAUGACUUUCUUGGAUUGUCCAAAUUCAUUCCAAUAUCAUCGAAAAUGGACAAGGUUUCUCAAGUGGAUUUUGGCGUCAAUCUUUGCCUACUAAUGGGACUUCCCAUCCCAUAUUCAUCUCUUGGAAUAGUUAUCCCAGAAUUAUAUUUUGCUGUAGACCCGUUUUCGGUUUUUUGUUGUGCCGAAAUUUCAACGGUUCAACUGCAAGUUUUAUUGAGGAAAUUUCGGGUUCAGAAUGGUCUGUUUUUAUUGAGAGUGGUUCGGUUGAACCUGCUCUCCGUGAUUCGCUAUUACCGAACGCUAGAAUCGCCACAAAGCUUACACACAGGUUCGAUUGUUGGUCAAAUGAUGUCUCAAUUUGAGAAAUAUGAAUGCGCUCUUAUGGAUGAUGAGCAAGAUUUACACCUGCACUAUGAAAAGGUAGAGGACUAUAUUGUUGCGUAUAUGACUAUGUUAUGCACACUAGUUAUCAAGGGGCGGUCCUCUUGGGCGCAUCAAAAUGAAUUUAUGUUGCUGUUUUCGAUUUUUGUUCUUUUUGUUGCCUUGGUUUUCGUACUGACCUUGGGGGUUAAAAGAUCGCUUUUAAAGGCCGGUGUGGAGCGGUGGAUAAGCAUUCCCAACCUUGCCGUGUGCUCGAUCCUAGUGUUGCAUGGAGUUUCUUACUUUUCCAACAGCUUUAUUAUUUACGAGUAUGACAUUACUCAAAAGCUCCGCCCGCUUGUCUCUCUCCGAUUCAUACACCCUUCUAAAGGUGCUUGCUAUACUCAAGCUGUCUUACUAUUUUGGUGCAUGCAGAGAGGAACAGGACCUUUGCCGCUACAUUUCAAGAGAUUUUGUUGA
Molecule: messenger RNA, 1938 nt
Organism: Mitosporidium daphniae
Lineage: Eukaryota; Fungi; Microsporidia
Product: GPI ethanolamine phosphate transferase
Exons: 2
Coding region: 1-1938 (645 amino acids)
Biological process (GO): GPI anchor biosynthetic process
Cellular component (GO): endoplasmic reticulum membrane
Molecular function (GO): mannose-ethanolamine phosphotransferase activity
Source: RefSeq, a predicted model, not a curated record